Messenger RNA from Kwoniella botswanensis, 384 nucleotides. Its product is annotated as ribonucleoprotein-associated protein. The transcript is spliced from 4 exons. Gene Ontology annotation, molecular function: RNA binding. Gene Ontology annotation, cellular component: nucleolus; U4/U6 x U5 tri-snRNP complex; box C/D methylation guide snoRNP complex. The record is from RefSeq and is a predicted model, not a curated record. Lineage: Eukaryota; Fungi; Basidiomycota; Tremellomycetes; Tremellales; Cryptococcaceae. The coding region runs from base 1 to 384 and encodes 127 amino acids. Gene Ontology annotation, biological process: mRNA splicing, via spliceosome; maturation of LSU-rRNA; ribosome biogenesis.
AUGGCUUCUCAACCUAAUCCUAAGGCUUUCCCUUUGGCUAAUGCCCAACUCACCAACCAGAUCCUCGAUCUUAUUCAACAAGCUCAACACUACAAGCAGUUGAAGAAGGGAGCAAACGAAGCUACCAAGACUCUCAAUCGAGGUAUCUGUGAAUUCAUCGUCAUGACUGCCGACGUCGAACCUAUCGAAAUCGUCUUGCACUUGCCUCUCUUAUGUGAAGAUAAGAACGUUCCAUACGUUUUCCUUCCCUCCAAGACUGCUUUGGGUAGAGCUUGUGGUGUCUCUAGACCCGUCAUCGCUGCUAGUGUCACUACCAACGAGGCUAGGGAGUUGAACGCUCAGAUCCAAGCUGUCAAGAACGAAAUUGAGAAACUUCUCAUCUAA